AUGUCAGGAAAAGCACAACAGGGGAAAUUGGCCGCAGCCAAGAAAAAGUUAAAAGAAUAUUGGCAGAGAAAGAGCCCUGGCACUCCAGCAGGAGCUAACAGGAAAAAGAAAAUCAAUGGCAGUAGCCCUGACACAGCCACAUCUGGUGGUUACCACUCACCUGGGGAUUCAGCAACAGGUAUCUAUGGAGAGGGCCCUGUGUCAUCUGCUACCCUGAAGGAUCUGGAGGUAAGAGGCCCUGGGCCGAGGUGCAGUGACCCUGCAGGCCAGCCCUCCAACCUCCUCCCACAGCAGGGGCUUGUUGCCCCUCUGCCAGCUGAGACAGCCCACACCCCGCCCCCAGCCCUAAUGAUUGUACCGUCUACCCCUCCCCACAAUCUUCCUCCAACUCCUCCUCUCUGCAUGCACCUCAGAGCCAGUAUCAAGAACUACCAGUAG
Molecule: messenger RNA, 438 nt
Organism: Nomascus leucogenys (northern white-cheeked gibbon)
Lineage: Eukaryota; Metazoa; Chordata; Mammalia; Primates; Hylobatidae
Product: putative golgin subfamily A member 6-like protein 3
Exons: 3
Coding region: 1-438 (145 amino acids)
Biological process (GO): Golgi organization; spindle assembly
Cellular component (GO): Golgi apparatus; Golgi cisterna membrane; Golgi cis cisterna
Source: RefSeq, a predicted model, not a curated record